UAUCUCAUCAUCUCUACGCGUGUUGGCGAAAGUCACUGGAAACGAACGCGAAGAACUCAACGCAGAUUCCAGAUCCUGCCUGCUUUAUAUGACUGAUAAAUAGCGCCUUUCCCGCUCUCAUUUUAAUUUUUCAAUUUCAAUAGCUACCAACUUACCGUUGCUUCGCUCCAAAUCGCAAAUUAAAUUAUCCCAAAAAGAAGGACUCAAGACGCAAAAACACUACUUCAUAGGAGGUUUGAGCAAUUUUCUCAAAGAGUAAGGAAGCAAAAGAUUGGCUAUCAUGGGAGAGACCGAUCAACUUGUUAUUUUGACAAGAUUUCAAGAUGCAAUGAGAAUGGUCAUGGACAUAGUCGAAAAGGGUAGGAAGAACAAAAGGAGCAAGCGAAUACUUAGGUCAACCCUAAAAAAUAUGACUCUAGUGGUGCAGGAGAUAAAGCAAUACAAUGAACACUUGAAUCCACCCAGAGAAGAAAUCAUCACUCUUGUCAAAGAAAAUGAUCCAGGGGAAGAUCUUGUGUGCAAUUCAUGCUCCCGGAGCUUGUGGUGGACCAAAUUUCUAUCUUGGUUUUCACUCUACGGGGAGGGAUUUUUGCAUGAGAAGAAUGAUUUGCUUACUUCGGAUGACAAACAAGUUAAGGAUAUAAAAAAUACACUGUACAAGGUGAGAGAGAUUAUUGAGCUUCUUGAUAUUGAGAAUUUUGAGCAGAAACUUAAAGGAGCUGGAACGCCAAUUAAGUGUCCUUAUGGUGUUCCUGAAAACCCAGAAUUUACUGUUGGCUUCGUUCCAGUGUUGAGCAAGUUGAAGAUGGAGGUUCUCCAGGAAGGUGUGUUCACCCUUUUGUUGUCUGGCCUGGGUGGAUCUGGUAAAACAACCUUGGCUACAAUGCUCUGUAAGGAUAAAGAAGUCAAGGGUAAAUUCAAGAACAAUAUUUUGUUUGUCAAUUUCUCCCAAACGCCUAAGUUGAAGAAUAUCGUAGAGAGAUUAUUUGAACAUUGUGGCUACCACGUGCCUGAGUUUGUAAGUGAUGAAGAUGCAAUUAAACGGUUGGAAAUUUUGAUGAGGAAAAUUGAGGGAAGUCCACUGUUGUUGGUCUUGGAUGAUGUUUGGCCAGGCUCGGAAGCCCUUGUUGACAAGUUUAAAUUCCAGAUGUCUGAUUAUAAAAUUUUGGUGAUUUCAAGGGUUGCAUUUCCUAAAUUUGGCACCCAAAUCAUCUUGAAAUCCCUUGUUCAUGAAGAUGCAAUGACCCUUUUCCGUCAUCACGCUCUCUUGGAAGAAAACAGUUCAAAAUGCAGUUUAAGUAUUCCUAACGAAGAAAUUGUCCAAAAGGUUGUGAGAUAUUGCAAGGGUUUACCGCUUGCCAUUAAAGUGAUUGGUAGAUCGCUGAGUCAUCAGUCUACUGAGUUGUGGCAAAAGAUGGUGGAGGAGUUGUCAAAAGGUCAUUGUAUACUUGAUUCCAACACUGAAUUACUUACUUCCCUCCAAAAGAUCUUGGAUGUAUUGGAAGAUAAUCCCAUCAUCAAAGAGUGCUUCAUGGACCUUGGGUUAUUUCCUGAAGAUCAAAGAAUUCCUCUUCCUGCUCUCAUUGACAUGUGGGCAGAAUUGUACAAAUUAGAUGAUGAUGGCAUAGAGGCUAUGGAAAUCAUAAAAAAAUUGGACUCCAUGAAUCUGGCUAAUCUUUUAGUAGCAAGGAGAAAUACAGGUGACUCAGAUAAUUACUGCUACAAUAACCACUUUGUCGUCCUCCAUGAUCUUCUAAGAGAUCUUGCAAUUUAUCAAAACAACCGGGAACCAAUUGAACAGAGAAAGAGAAUUAUUACUGGCAUAAAUGAAAAUCAAAGUCAAUGGUGGCUUGGGGAAAAGCAACAAGGCAUGAUGUCCCGCUUGUUGUCAAAAUAUCGCGGAUGGUGUGUUAAACAGACUAUUCAACAGGUCUCAGCCCUCAUAUUGUCGCUGUCAACUGAUGAAACUUGUGCUUCAUAUUGGUCCGACAUACAACCAUCCCAAGCAGAAGUUCUGAUUUUAAAUCUUCAAACUAAGAAGUACACCUUUCCGGAGUUCAUGGAGAAAAUGAUUAAACUAAAAGUCCUUAUCGUGACAAAUUAUGGUUUUCAUCAUUCUGAACUAGACAAUUUCCAACUACUAGGUUCUGUAUCGAACCUGAAAAGAAUCAGACUAGAGCGGGUUUCUGUUCCUCACUUGAGCGCAUUGAAAAAUCUGAAAAAGUUAUCUCUCUACAUGUGUAGUAACAUAAGCCAGGUUUUUGAAAAUGGCACCAUCCUAGUUUCAGAUUCAUUUCCAAGUUUAUUAGAUUUAAACAUUGACUAUUGCAAGGAUAUGGUGAGAUUGCCUAAUGGUAUCUGUGACAUUUCCUCUCUAAAGAAGCUCAGCAUUACUAACUGCCACAAACUUUGUUCUCUGCCCCAAGAAAUUGGACAGUUGUUGAAUUUGGAACUCCUAAACCUAAGUACCUGUACUGACUUGGAAGAGAUACCAGAUUCUAUUCAAAACCUUUCUAAGCUAAGACUUCUUAACAUCUCAAACUGCAUAAGCCUUUCAAAUUUACCAGAGGACAUUGGUAAUCUAUGUAAUCUCAGAAAUCUCAAUAUGACAAGCUGUGCUAGAUGUGAACUGCCAUAUUCAAUAACCAAUCUUGAGAAUUUAAAAGUAGUGGUAUGCGAUGAGGAGACAGCGGCCUCAUGGGAAGCAUUCGAAGCUUUGCUUCCCAAUCUGAAGGUGGAGGUUCCUCAAGUUGAUGUUAACCUAAACUGGCUUCAUUCAAUAAGCUCCUAACUCCUAGGACCUUGUCUGCUUCAUGGAAGGAAACAUUUGAAGCUAUGCUUCCCAAUCCUAAAGUCAGAGAGGUACCUCAAGUUGAUGUUAACCUAAAUGGCUUACCAAUAGCCGCAAGUAUUUUAUGUAUCUUGUAUAAAAGUUUCUACACUAGCCCUACUUUUGUCACCAAGUGUGAUGUAUUUGCAUGUUUCUUACAAGUUGCAAACAGCAGAUGAUAAUUGAAAAAGGUAGGAGAUUGCGUGUAAUGUGUGUGGUUUCAUGAAUUGACAUACUUAGUACUAAUACGUGUUGUAAGUUUUCUCACUUCUGAACUUUCAUAAAGUAUGCAUUUUUAUCUUA
Molecule: messenger RNA, 3133 nt
Organism: Vigna angularis (adzuki bean)
Lineage: Eukaryota; Viridiplantae; Streptophyta; Magnoliopsida; Fabales; Fabaceae
Product: probable disease resistance protein At5g66900
Exons: 6
Coding region: 281-2791 (836 amino acids)
Biological process (GO): defense response to fungus
Molecular function (GO): ADP binding
Source: RefSeq, a predicted model, not a curated record